Molecule: messenger RNA, 1871 nt
Organism: Drosophila obscura
Lineage: Eukaryota; Metazoa; Arthropoda; Insecta; Diptera; Drosophilidae
Product: GATA zinc finger domain-containing protein 10
Exons: 3
Coding region: 187-1641 (484 amino acids)
Biological process (GO): positive regulation of DNA-templated transcription
Cellular component (GO): nuclear body
Source: RefSeq, a predicted model, not a curated record
UUGAUUAGUCCGCGGUCACACUAUUUAUCACUGUUGUUGAUUUUUUGUGCAAAAAAUCUUUUUGGCUUCUCAAAUUUCGGAAUGCAUCCAAUUAUUGUGUAAUUCUGUGCGUGCACACCGAAACGGAAACGUGGACUACACUGCACUGCAUCGAAGUAACGUCGCACAACGUCUGCAGCGGUGCUUAUGGACUACGGCGGCGGCGGUGGUGGUGGUGGCAGCGCAGCCGGCAGCGGGACGAACAACGCCGAGGCGGCGUCCGAUCUGAACAUGUGCGGGGGUCAGGAUAUGCUGGAGGGCAAGGCCAAGGAGAAGGCGCGUCGCUACUGGACGCCCAGCGAGGAGGAGCGCCUCUACGAGAUCUGGGGACGCGACAACUGGCGUCUGACGCGCAACGGCAAGAACACGAUAUUCUUUGCCCAGUGGGCGGAGGAGUUGCGCGAACGUUUCGGGGUGGAUGUGAAGCCCGAGGAGAUACAGAUGAAGGUCAACCAGACGCGGGCCAAGUUCAGGUCGGUGAAGAAGCAACUGCUGUCGGAUCCCAGCAGCUAUGGCAAUCGCUGGAAGAAGUACGACAUUAUCAAUCGGAUACUGAAGAAUCUGCACAGGCCCAAGGAUGCCGAACCCUUGCCACCGGCUGCAAUGCUUAACAAUCGCGACAUGACGCCGCCCAGGGACGACAUGACGCCAGAGCAGUUGCAGCUGCAACAGCGACAGCAGCAACAAUUGCAACAGCACAGCAGCAAAGGUCUCAAUCUCACCACAGAGGCGGCGGCCAGCAGCUUCUACAACAACAGCAGCAAUAGCAACAAUAGCAGCAGCCACAAUAACAACAACAACAACACGGCUGGUGGCGGCGGCGGCGGUGGCGGUGGCAUGAGCUUCAAUACGGAACUAUUUACGGAUCAGUACGAUGAGGCGGUGAAGCAGGAGUACGAGGACGAUGAGUAUCGCUCGAUACCCUUCCAGGAGCCACUGCAACAGUAUUCGCCAGCCGAGCCAGCUCAAUUGCUCGAACUGCAGACGCCACAGCAGCUCCAACAGCAGCAGCUCCAGCAGCAACAAUUUCAGCCUGGAUACGGGCAACAGUUUCAGCAGCAGCAGCAGCAGCAGCAGCUGUCCACAGAUCAGCAGCCGGCAGCACAGCCGCAGCAGCAGCAGCAGGCAAAUCUCUACAGCAGCAGCAGCAGCAAUGGCACCAAUAGCAACGCAAAUGCCACCGCACCGAACAUCAAUCAUCAGCCGAUCACCGCCGUGGCGUACAUCAACAGCAGCAACAACACAAUCAGUGUGGCCACCAACGCCAAUGGCGGGUCUGUCGGCGGAGCCUCACCAGCACCGGCACCACGCAGGCGCGGCCGUCCCUUUGGAUCAUCGAAUACGCUGGCGGCCGACUCCCUGGAGGCCCUCUACAUGGAGGAGGUGCGUCGCAACACGCAGCUGAUUGCCGAACAGACAAAGAUAUCACGUCAACGGCUGGAGCUGGAGGAGCGCAAGCUCGACCUGAUGCAGACCUUCUUUCCCAAGGUGCUGGAGAAUCAGACGAUGAUACUGAACCGCUUCAUGCAGUGGGAGUCCCGACCGCAGCCGCCACAGCAGAUGCACCACCAGCCACCAGAUUCCGGGCAGCCACACCAGUGAGGAGCCGGUGGGGCCGAACAAUUUUGGACAUUUUUUCUAAGCAAAUCAACGAGUUUGUAAUUUUCAGGACGCGCGCGACGCCUUACAAUUUGUCUACAUUUUUUUGGGAAUUGUAACUGUAAAGUCGCUUUGGUGUGUCCUACGAUUAUAUUAAUACCCUACAAAUUAACAAAAAAAAAAAAAAUAAUUAUACAUACAUACAAACAAGCAAAAAAGUGUUAAUAUUAAGA